AUGGAGGAGCAUGGCAUCGCGUUGCCGUCCAAGCCGACGGCGCUCCUCUCGGUGCACACGCGGCGCUGGGAGUCGCCGGACCUCGCCGCCGCCGACGUCGACUUGAACGCGCCGCUCUCGAGCGUCCUCGUCGUCUUCCUCAACGGGCUCGGCCUGCCCCAGGACUCGUGGUUCCCGGUGGCCGACGCCAUCCCUGCGCUUCUGGCGCAGCGCGCGCUGCCAGUGGCAUCACAGGUACUGCUCAUGUCGUACGACCGAUAUGGGCAAGGGCGUACGACGGACAAGGACCCAGCAGAUGCCACGGCGCCGGACCCGAGCCACGGCCACGACGCCUUGGACGUCGUCGCCGACUUGAACGAGCUCUUGUACGUCGUCGCGCAGCUUCUGGCUUUGCCCGGGGGCCAGCUGCCGCCCCUCGUCUUUGUCGCCAACUCGAUCGGGUGUGCGGUCGCGCGGCUAUACGCGCAGGUGUACCCUCGACGCGUGCACGCAUUGGUGCUGGCCGACUCGAUCAUUGCCAACUCACAUUACGGCCUCAUCAUUCCCGACCCGGACAAAGAGUCAAUUCCGGACGAGAUGCACGUGACGCCCGAGAUGCUGCGGCGCGCCCGCGCAGCCCUUAACGCACGCUUCCACCCAGACGUUGGCAACGCCGAGGGCUUCUCGCGCAAGAACCUCAAGGAGCUCCUGCCGCACGCGAACGCGCCCAAGCUGCUCGCGACACCAACGAUCGGUCCGUACGUGACGGUGCUCGAGCACGACCCGGCAGUGUUUCUGCAAGAGUCGAUCGCGAUGCCCGAGGUAUCGCCCGAGAUCGUCGAGCAGUUCACACAUCCGUUCUGGCACGCAUACAACAAUGGCCUCGUCGAAAUCACCAACGCCGAGCGACGACGAGGACCCGUUGUUGUGCAUGGCGCCGGCCACUUUAUCCACGCGAUGCAGCCCCUCGUUGUGGCCACCGAGACCGUCAACCUCGUCGUCAAAGUGCUUCUAGACACGUGCCCCACCUCCAUGUAG
Molecule: messenger RNA, 1017 nt
Organism: Saprolegnia diclina VS20
Lineage: Eukaryota; Oomycota; Saprolegniomycetes; Saprolegniales; Saprolegniaceae
Exons: 1
Coding region: 1-1017 (338 amino acids)
Source: RefSeq, a predicted model, not a curated record